Messenger RNA from Protopterus annectens (West African lungfish), 1762 nucleotides. RefSeq names its product dynein light chain roadblock-type 1-like. The transcript is spliced from 4 exons. Gene Ontology annotation, biological process: microtubule-based movement. Lineage: Eukaryota; Metazoa; Chordata; Ceratodontiformes; Protopteridae. Gene Ontology annotation, cellular component: cytoplasmic dynein complex; cytoplasm; centrosome. Gene Ontology annotation, molecular function: dynein intermediate chain binding. Bases 125 to 415 code for a protein of 96 amino acids. The record is from RefSeq and is a predicted model, not a curated record.
CGUCAAUCCCGGAACUAUGCGGAUUGCACAGGCGCUCUUCGGCUUCUCGAAAUUCUGGGUGUUACACUGAAGUUAUUUCUUACCUGUGUUUACGUGGAGGUGGUUUGCUGUCGUUCUGUGAGAAAUGGCUGAAGUGGAAGAAACUUUGAAGCGUAUUCAAGGCCAGAAGGGUGUCCAGGGGAUCAUCAUAGCUAACACUGAAGGUAUUCCUAUCAAAAGCACUGUAGACAAUUCUACCACUGUCCAGUAUGCAGGGCUUAUUCAUCAACUGAUCAUGAAGGCGAGGAACACUGUACGAGACAUUGAUCCAACAAAUGAUCUGACAUUUCUGAGAAUUCGUUCCAAGAAGAAUGAAAUUAUGGUUGCUCCAGAUAAAGAAUAUUUUCUGAUUGUCAUACACAACCCAGCUGAAUGAACCAAUGGUUCCAGUCGUCUUGUUUAGAUGCUUUUUGUGAAUUUGAAUUCCACUGUGCCAUUAUCAUUGUCUUUGCAACGGCCGAUUUGUACAAAGGCACGAUUUGAUUUCUUAGCCUUCAGGAACUUUUUUAUUAAUGGAAGAGAGAAUAAAAUGUCAAACCCAGGUGGACUGUAUGUAAUUUCAAGUGACUGAUAUUUAAAAAGAAUUUUCAAAGACACUACCAUGAAGACGGACUGGAUUCAACUAAAAAUAAACCUGAUUUUUGUAGUAGUUGCCUUUUUUCCUUUUCCAAGUAUACUUUAUAGCUGUUUCCUAAUAUUUUGUGAAUGCAUGUCCAUGGUAGUCCAGAAUGCUUUCUGUUAUGUACCAGACUUGAAUGACGGGUGGGAUAUGAAAUAGCCAAUAUUUGGCACAUGUUUGAGAAUUGUCAGUUGGACGGCUGGCUGACUUGAAGAGAAUAUCAUUUCUAAAAGAGCAAUAUACAUUACGGGACCUAGAGUACUUCAUCAAGGAACCCCCCCCCCAAAAAAAAUCCAUUCAUUCAGGUCUACUCAAGCCAACCAGGUGAAGUUUUAGGACUUUUUUGGUGGGUAGUUUUGUUGUUCAGCUUUACAGGAGGAAAACUCCAAGUAAGUUGUAUUCUAAUUGCGUCAAGAGUUCAGUUCAGUCAUUUGAUCCCUGCUGAUUAGCCUUUAAUGAAUUUCUCCUUAAUAGACUUAAUACCUGUUUCAUUUUUGUCCUCCACUGCAUUUCAGCAGUAGCACUGUUUACCUGCACAUAUGUUUUAUUUCAAGAGCUAAACUUGUUUACUGCUGUUUUGGUUCCAUUUCUAUCCUGUAUGUGCAGCCCAAGUGGUUAAAAUAUAGCUAAAGUCUACUUUUUUUCCUUUUUUUUUUUUUUUGUGGGUAGAAAACUUAUGGGCUUCAACACAGCAUAAUCCUACCAUGAAAAUAAUAAUUGACCCUGAUUGUUGGAUUUUAGGAAUUAAAAAAGUAUGUAUUGUUGAAUUUUACACUUGAAAAUCAAUGAAACCAAGAAUGCAAACAGUUUGAGCAGAGUGAAAACAUCUAUUUUAUAGUUAGUUGUUCAAAUACCUUAACAGGGUAAGGCACAGUGUUUUCAUUUAAACAUAUUUGGAUUGUGAAUAGCAUAUUUUCUACUCUGCAUUUCAUUUUAAUUCUUUGGUUUGGCUUCUAAACUAUUUUUGCUGUCAUAAAACUCUAAAGUAACAUUAUCAUAUGUCCAUCCCCACUUGUAUUGUAAAUGUCCAAUUGUAUUUCAUUAUAUACUUUGCUGUGUUUUAACCAUUAUUUAUUUUGUCUGUAUUAAAGGCUGUAUAAGGAA